AUGUCCCCAGCCAGUUUCCAUGGCAACGCUCCGGGCCGCACCACGGCAGCCGCCGAGGGACAAUCCUGCCGCGUCCGCAGCCUUCGGGGCUGUGCUCACAAGGCCCGCCCCCACCCCCCCACCCCGGUCCCGCCUUCCUCUCGCGUCUCCCGGGCAACGCGCGGUGUUCAGCGCCUCGCGUCUGCACAGAGGCUCGCUCCGCGUCUACGCCCCUCACAGAUCUUGGUUAUCGACCGGGCUCCCGUUCCCGAGUCGCUCUCUAAGGUGGAAGGAGAGAAUCUUGCAGUUAGCCAGCAGCCCAGGCCCUCCGUCACAUGGAACCUAGGCUCGCCCAUUGCUUGUGCGGUAGCCCCCCAGGCGACCACCAGUUCUGGCACCAGCCCGGCCUCGGCCUUCUUCCGGCAGAGCCGGAAGGCUCGGCAGCCGCCCCGACAGAUCUGCUUCCUGCGGCCGCGGACCGCUCAGUCGCCGGUGCUCUUCAGCUUAAUGAAUUCCAGUGAAGCAGCAGUGAAAAAAUUUUUGCCCAAGAGCCACUUAUCUCGGGUGAUUAUUCGUGACAACCUCAGUGCACAACGAAUCUAUGAGAUGGAGGUAAAAGCCUCAGAGAAGACCAAGAACAAGAUGGGCCACUUGUAUGACCACCUGAAAAAAAAAUUCAUGACAGACCAGCUCAGAAAGCUGGGGCACUGGCGAUGGGAAUCCAUGAACGUCCGGCAGUACCUGGAUAGCAUCCGAGUGUACAAGGAGCCUAACAAGAAAGACCAACCACCCUAGUCAAGGCAGAGUGAUCUGCCCUGGGGCCAUGAUGACACUAGGCUGACGGGAGAAGAGCUGGAAGGGAGCCAGUCUACACCACUGUAGAACAACAAUAAAUGAGACUAGUGGACAGUGGAGCACAAAACCCCUCAGCAAUUCUAAUAUUUCUUGCCCUGUCCCAUCCCCUCUUUUCUGGUGAAGGUGAUUCUGAUAGUUCUGUAGCUGCCCAAGUGGAAAUGGCUGAAUCGAACCAGCUUCCAAGGUUAAGGUAUGACCUUUGGUACCCACAUGUCUGGUACAAUGCCAGGCCAGGUGCACUGGGACGGUGGUACCUUGGAUGGGAAGGGCUCGGUAAUGCCGCUGCCUGGCAUUCCAGUGGUAAGGAGUCAGGGUGGGGCAUCAGGCAGACCUGGGUUAAGGGCUAUUUCUGCCAUCCAUCAGCUGUGUGACUUUGUAACCUCUCUGAGCCUCUGUUUCCUUAUCCUAAAGAGUGGGGAAGUAGUGCGGGAACCUACCUCCAAGAACUGGCAUGAGGAUGUGGAGCGCCUGGACCGGGGCCUGUCAUUCUCAGUGGCUCUCAUCACGAUGCCUGCAGUUAGGUUCCAGCCUUGUCAGUCCCCACUUCCUGGCCUGCCUGCUGUCCCAGCUAUGCCCCGACAGCCCACGACAUGCCUUUACUUGCUCAGGCUCCUCAUCUAGAAUGCCUCUUCAGCCCCUCAGGGCUCUCAGGAAGCUCUGC
Molecule: messenger RNA, 1495 nt
Organism: Orcinus orca (killer whale)
Lineage: Eukaryota; Metazoa; Chordata; Mammalia; Artiodactyla; Delphinidae
Gene: C15H5orf52
Product: chromosome 15 C5orf52 homolog
Exons: 3
Coding region: 1-774 (257 amino acids)
Source: RefSeq, a predicted model, not a curated record